Molecule: messenger RNA, 2901 nt
Organism: Sitophilus oryzae (rice weevil)
Lineage: Eukaryota; Metazoa; Arthropoda; Insecta; Coleoptera; Curculionidae
Product: zinc finger protein 271-like
Exons: 12
Coding region: 361-2562 (733 amino acids)
Biological process (GO): regulation of transcription by RNA polymerase II
Cellular component (GO): nucleus
Molecular function (GO): DNA-binding transcription factor activity, RNA polymerase II-specific; RNA polymerase II transcription regulatory region sequence-specific DNA binding
Source: RefSeq, a predicted model, not a curated record
UGGUUUCCUCCUAGGUUUUAGUUGGCAACGUUGUGAAUCUCUCGCGUUGUUGAUGGCGUUCAUGUGGUGCACUGUUGUCAAUUUUUGUUGUGUUAUCAUAGUUUAAUGAAGAAAUUUUGAUUUUUUUUGGACAUAUUAGCAUUGUACGAGUGAGUUUCAAUGUUGUGAAGUAAUAUAUUAAGUUGUGCAAGACUUUCAAAUGGAAAUAUCCCUAUAGUUUCGUACGAACUCCAAGCUAAAGUAAUGUAAAAGAUUGCUAGCGAGACGUCGUGUCAACGCCACACAUUUCGACUAGUGGCGGUAAAUUCGAAAAAUUUAAAUCCAAAAUUUUAAAAGAGGUAGGUGUUAUUAACUAACACAAUGGAAGGUGCAGAAUCUAGAGAAUUACUUGGAAAUGUUGUAAUAACUACCAGCGAAGGGGCCGACGGCCACCAAUAUAUUCGUCUCCCAGAAAACUCACAGAUCAUAAGCUCGGACUUGUUGCAAAACUCAAAUGGCCUUGUUGUUGAUUUAGGUGGUAGCGAUUUCAUCCCAGUCACUUACAGCUCCGACGAUAUACUUUCACAAGAACUAACAGAAGAGGAUAGAAACUUAGCUGCUGCCUUAGUUGCCGUUCAGCUGAGUCAGCAACAAAAGCAACAGCAACUUCAGGAUGCUACUUUACCACCUUUAAUAGGCAAUAAAAUGCUGGAAGAACAUCAACAGCUAAUUCUCACCCAAGAUAAAUCUGGAAAUGGACAAUAUUUAAAAAUUGUAAAUACAGACAAUUUAUACAUUGACCAGCAGGGUGUACAUAAAAUUGUAGAAAAUGUUAGAAUUAUUGAUGAAUCAGACCAUAUUCAACAUGUUGUCGAGGAUUCAGCGCAUGAGAAUAAGAUAGAAAUUAUUGAAAAAUCACUUGAAGAUGAAAAAAUUGAAUCCGAUGGGGAAUCAUUGAGGAAUGACCACCGGUCAUCAAAGAAGUCCCUGCCUCAUAAGAAACGUAUCAGUAGAAAAUUACGCAAGAACAGUGCUGUUAAUUUGAAAAAAUAUGCCUGUUCCUUUUGCACUCAGACUUUUACAGAUACUGAUGAAUACCAAGAACACGAAGGCAGUUGUCAAGCUGCAAAAUUACCAGAAGUAUCUCCGUUUUCUUGUCAACUGUGCAAUACACCAUUUGCAGACCAAUUGAAAUUCUUUGAACAUUUAAAGAAACAUUACGAGCCUGGUGGUCUGGGUAUGACAGUGGAACCGCCUGCACCAACCCCGGUGGUAGAGGAGAAGAAAAAGAAAUCUUCUCCGGCUCCAAAGCAAGAGAAGAAGCAUGUGGUUGAGGAGAAGGAGCCACAAGAAACACUGUUAACUAGCUUGCUCAGUUUGCAGUGCAUUGAAUGUAAUAAAACGUUUAGGAGGCAGAAAACAUUUGAGGCUCACAUGAGGGAUGUUCACACUAACAAACCAGAUUUGGAAGAUGAAUUUUCGGAUACAGAGGAUAUGAUGGCAGGUAUCAAUGUUAUGGUCGAUAAUGAUAGCACUAUGGGCGACAAUAAUGAGGACGACAGUAAAGCAUGGUAUCAAGAGGAAGAACUACAUCAGACAGAAAAAGACCUAGAAGAACUGGAAAAUAAAGACGACCAUAUUUGUCACCUUUGCAAGCAACCUUUUGCCCUAAGAGCAAUCCUUCUACAACAUUUAGUAACGUGUAGACUGGCCACAGGAAAUUCAGAUCCAACGCCUGCUGUAAUUGUGAGAAAGAAAAACAAAAAAGUGAAGGAGAAGCUAAAUUGUGAGUUGUGUGACAGAGUGUUUAAACAUAGGAACUCUUUGGUUUACCAUAUGAGGAGUCACAGCGGUAUCAGGCCACAUCAGUGCGACUCUUGUGGUAAAAGCUUCUUUGCUUCAAGUGCACUCAAAGUUCAUUUAAGGCUGCAUUCCGGCGAUAAGCCUUACGAUUGCGAACACUGCGGACGCAAAUUCAGACAGUGGGGCGAUUUGAAAUAUCACAUAACCUCAAUCCAUUCGACGGAGAAGAACUACCAAUGCGAAUAUUGCGGCAAGGAAUUUGCCAGGAAAUAUUCGUUAGUGGUUCAUAGAAGAAUACAUACAGGCGAACGUAACUACAAAUGCGAGUACUGCGGUAAGACAUUUAGAGCCUCCUCCUAUUUGCAAAAUCACAGGAAGAUCCAUACGGGAGAAAAACCUCAUAAUUGUUCCAUAUGUUCGAAACCAUUCAGGGUGCGAUCCGAUAUGAAACGACACGAGAAAACUCACGGAAAGAUGGGAUCUACCAGAGGAACGGCUGCCAAAGUUCAGUCGCAAACUCAGACGAUUAAAGUGCAAAAAGAUGAAGUGGAAGAAAACGAUGAAUCCAACGAACUUCACAUUGGUGAAGAGGAAGAUGGGGCCGAACAUAUUUUAGGAGGUUUUGAACACCAAGAAAUCGAAAUGAUGAGCACGACAGGCAUUACCAAGAGAAAUUUGUAUACCAACGGACACGAACUAUUUUUGGUGACGUACCCUAACGAAAUACUACCAAGAGGCUCCGGUAACACGGAAACGUGGAUUCACACCAGCCAUCCAUAAAAAUCUGUAUAUAUUUUAUAUUGUUACUUAUCUAGAAGUAUUUUAGAUAUAUUUUUUUAAAUUACCUUAUUCGUUAGUAAUAACAUAAUUUCAAAAUAAAUAUCUUUUUUAGUAGAGGUUUUAUUCCGGACAUACCAUAGAAUUUUAGAGUUAACUGUAAAUUUUUAUUUAAUAUUUAUUUUUAAGUUUUCUUUAGUUUAAAUAAAGGAAAAUGACCUGAAAGAACGUAUUAUGUUCUAAUCAAAAUUUCUUUAUAGCAAUUAAAUAUUGAUUUUACUGUAGGGUCUAGAUGGUUAAAUACAGAGUUAUGAUAUGAUAAUAUAUAGAAGAUGACAAAAA